AACAUAAUAAGAACCCUAAACAAAAAUCCCUCAACUAAAUAAAGAAGAAGAAGAAAAGCCCUAACCAAAACCUUCAACAACAAAGAAGAAAGACACAACAAGGUACAAAACCCCCCAAAGUCCACUCUCCCUCUUCAUCAUAUUUAAUUUAUUUUUAUUCAAUUUUUCCCUAGUUAAUCAAUCAAUCCCUUUCAAUUAUUUAUUCAUCACCUGCUGCUGCUGCAUCAGAUUCAGCCCUUUUUAUUUCAAUCCAAUUUCAAGAAAACAAAAAAAAAAAAAAUUAAUAAUAAUAAUUUCAAGAAAAUCCGCCAUGGAUGGACACUCCCUCCCUCCUCCUUUCCACACUCGAGACUUCAAUCUCCACCACCAAUUCCACCACCCCAUCGACGACGCCGACGAGCACAGCGAAACCAGCGCCCUCAAGCGCCACCGUGACGUCGAUGAUAUCGCCGCCGACGACUCCCACGGCGGCGGCGGCGGCGCCUCCGCCGAAGGAGAACUCUCCGCCAAUCGCCGCCCCCGUGGCCGCCCCGCCGGAUCGAAGAACAAACCAAAACCCCCGAUUAUCAUCACCAGAGACAGCGCCAACACCCUCCGGACUCACGUUAUGGAAAUCUCCGACGGCUGCGACAUCUUCGACAGCGUCUCCACCUUCGCCCGCCGCCGCCAGCGCGGCGUCUGCGUCAUGAGCGGCACCGGCGCCGUCACCAACGUCACCCUAAAACAGCCGGCGACUCCCGGCGCCGUCAUGACUCUUCACGGCAGGUUCGAGAUCUUGUCCCUCUCCGGAUCCUUCCUCCCGCCGCCGGCUCCACCGGCGGCCUCCGGCCUCACCGUCUACUUGUCCGGCGGCCAAGGUCAGAUCCUCGGCGGCAGCGUCGCCGGCCAGCUCAUCGCCUCCGGUCCAGUCCUGAUAAUGGCGGCUUCCUUCAGCAACGCCGCCUACGAACGGCUCCCCCUAGAAGACGACGAGAAUCCAGUCCAAGGUCAGGGAAGCUCCCUCGGCUCGCCGCCGCCGCCGCCGCCGUCGCAGAAUCAGCAGAUUUUAGCCGAUCCGAACUCUUUGUUUCAGGGAAUUCCGCCGCCGAAUCUGAUGAACUCGAUUCAGAUGCCUAACGACGCUUUUUGGGCGACGGGACGACCGCCGUUCUAGAUCGAAAUCAAAUCAGAUCAAAUCGAAUCGAAUCCAUCCAUCGAUCGAUCGAAUGAUUGAUUGCAAAAUCUUGGUAAUUCUUCUGCUGCACUGAUCAAUCGAUCGUCACUUUGGGGGGAUUAAUUCAAGGAUGAAAUUACAAAAUUAGGGUUUUCAGAUGCAAUUUGGGGGUUAUUUUUCAUUAAUGUUUUUCACCAAUUUUAAUCUUUUCUUUUUUUAUUUUUCUUCAAUCAUAUAAGUUGACCCAAAGUUUGUAGCUUUUAUCAAAGUGCUUAUUGCAGACUCUUUCUUCCCCAAUGAUCAAGUCCAACUUUUUUCACAAUUUCUCACCAAAAUUAUAAAAAAAAAAAAAAAAAACCCUAAUUUCUUUUAGGGUUUUAAUUCAUCAUAUACUAUUUUAAACAACACUGCCGGCUUUAAUUAAUUAGGUCUAUAACAAAUCUGGGCAAUAAAUAAAUUAAUCAACACCCAUAUUAUAUAACUAUAUAAUUGCAAGCUAGAAGAAGGUCUUCAUUAAAGCCAUGGCUGGCCAAAAACAAUUUUCGAGAUGCUAGCUAAGAGUUGUGAGAAGGUGCUCCUUUUCGAGGAGAUAGACUGUAAAGGGAACAGCAAACAGCACAGCAAAGCACAGCACAUUACAAAGUGCCUAUGAGCGGUUUUUGCGGGCUUCUUGGAAUUGAGGUUUGUAGUGUUUUUGGCAAUUAAAUGUUAAUUUUUUUUCUUGUAGUUUGUUGGAUGUGUGUAAUAAGAGAAUUUCGAGGGUCAAUGGGGCAUUGGCAAGAUCGAUCAGAUUCUUUGAACUGAAUUAAGAAGAAGACAUAUACACGAGACUCGACUCGAUCAUCAUGACUUCUUGCUUCCUCUUAGUGCUACACACCCAUAUGUCCCCCCCAACCUUGUUUUUCGAGCUUAUCUGAAUCUAAUUUUGCAAUAGGGUUUUGAAAGUUUUGGAAAGUUCUAGAUUAAAUAAAGAAAAUUGAAUAAAAUAUAAGUAUUUGAUGUGAUUUUUCGAUUGAUAGUAUCAAAAUUUUCAAAAAUAUUUAUAGAAAGAAUGCGGGUCGUCAAUGGAUCG
This is a messenger RNA of Andrographis paniculata, 2225 nucleotides long. RefSeq names its product AT-hook motif nuclear-localized protein 22-like. The coding region runs from base 311 to 1153 and encodes 280 amino acids. NCBI's taxonomy places the organism in Eukaryota, Viridiplantae, Streptophyta, Magnoliopsida, Lamiales, Acanthaceae. Gene Ontology annotation, cellular component: nucleus. Gene Ontology annotation, biological process: vegetative to reproductive phase transition of meristem. The record is from RefSeq and is a predicted model, not a curated record. Gene Ontology annotation, molecular function: DNA-binding transcription factor activity; minor groove of adenine-thymine-rich DNA binding. The transcript has 2 exons.